UCCUGAGGCAAACACGUUGUCUGGUGGGAAGGGGCUCCGCGGGGUUUCAAAGGCUUUCGCUAGGCGGGAGUGAGGCUUACUGGACUAGAGACCCUCGUGGCGCGACCAGGAGACGAGUUUAUCCCCCUUUGACCCGGCUCUCGGGGGCUUUUUCUAAGCUGUACCACCCUCUAUCUCAGAGUCCAUGUUUUAUGAUGCGACUUCGUGAAAGAAAGAAAGCUUUUUCAUAUUAUACCCUGAGAAGCUUCAUGAGCUGCGAAGUAAACAGGAAAAGACAAGACAAAGUUCAGAAGUAAGAACUUUGAACCAAUGCUUAGGAGACCACACAGGAAGCUGUAUGCAUAGAUCCAACUUUGCCCCCAAUCCUGAUGAUCAUAUCUGUUUUAGUUUAGGUUCCUUCAGAACAGACCUUGAUCCAAGGAGUUAAAUUGGUCCAGAUGAGUGAGCCAGCAUCUCAAGAGGGAUCCAAACCUGUUCAGGAAAAUGGAAAAGAAGAGAAAGAAAGGAAACAGGAAGCAACUGAAGUGAAAGUCCCUACUGAGAGUUCACAGAGCGUACCAAGCAGCUCUGCAUUAGACACCAGCAGCAAUGUGCCAGAAACAGCAACAGAUGAAAUCAAAUCCCAAGAAAUACACUUGGAAGAGCAAACAAAAGCCUCAACUGAUUUAAUAAAGGACUCUGACACUAAUGUCUCAAAGAAUUUUGUGGUUAGAAAACCUGCCAAAGUGAUUUUCAACUUAGAUCCAGAUGUACUGAAUUCAAAGCUAGAACAGCCAUGGAAGAAAAAUUUUUACGAAAGAGUGGAGGCAAGAGCCCAGGCAAUGCAGCAGAAAAUAAUAAAUAAGGAUAAUCUGAAGAAAGAACUAGAAAAAAAGGCUGAAAAAAAAUUCCCUAGAAAUAAUUUGGCCAAAGAGUGGUUUAAUACUGAAAACAUGACACUUAAAACUCGUGCAUAUUUGCUUGACAAACUUCUACCCACCUUAGUUCCUGGAGUGGAAAAAAUGUUAAUGCAAGUGGAAAAGAAGAAACUUUGGGCAGAAGCUGAUAUUACAACCAAGUUUGAUCCAAUUAGUCAUUUGGGGGAAUAUUUAAUGAGAAACAAUCCUUAUUAUAUCAAAGACUCAGGAAUGUCUGGUUAUCAGAGGGUGAUGAGGGAUGUCACGGAAGAACUGAAGAUACAUGUUCCCAAUACUAUUGGCAACAGAGUAUCCAAGAUGAAGGAGAGUAUUAAACAGAAACGAGAAGAAAGAGAAUGCAUAAAUGAAGUCAAAAUCAAGGUGGCCAAUACACGGAAACAGGCUCUGCAGGAGCAGUUUAGUGAAUGGAUUCUAGACCCCAAAGGAAUGAUUCCUGUGGUAGUGAUUCAGAAUGUCCUUCAUGAAUUUUUUCAAAAUCCAGAUUUCCAGCUUGAAGCAUGUUGCAAACAAUUGGAUAUUGCUGACUCAAUGGGACCAAGACUGAACAAAAUGGAAUUUACAGAAUACAUCUCCUCAUACAUUGCAGACUUUAAAAGUGAAAUGUUUGAGAAACUCCUUAAGCACCUCUGUCAUUGUGCAGAUGAAUUCCGGGAGAUCAUAAAAACGGAUAUGCGGAGGCAGAUGUUUGCUGAACUCUUCCUGUGUUGUGACCGUGGGAAGACUGGGCCAUUCAUUGAAUUUGAAGAGAUAGACUUGCCUGAGUUCUGGGGAGACAUGGAUAAUCAGAAACAUAUUUAUGAAGACUUUGACAAAGUGCUCUUAGAGAUAAAUGCAUUACUUUCUGAAAAACAUGCUAGCAAAACCCAAAGCACAUUGUUAGAAACUCCAGAAGAUCAACAUAAACAUGAUGAAUAUACAGAAUCAACACCACCAGAACAACAGAGAGGGACGACAGCAGAACAAGAACCAAACAGAAUUUCAACCAAAGAACAAGAACAAGACAAAGAGUCUAUUGGAAAAAAAGAACUAUACAGAGAAAUAGUAACAAAACAAAUCCACACAGGGUCAACUCCAGAACAAGGAUCAAGUAGAGAGUUAAUAACAGAACAAAGACGACAUAGUGAUUCAGUAACAGAACAAGGACCACCACAAAGAGUAUCAUCUUCAAAACAAGGAGUCCACAUGGAAUCAACUGCAGAACAAGGACGCCACAGAGAAUCAAUAGCAGCACAAGGACCACACAGAAGGUCAAUCUCAGAACAAGAAUCACACAGAGAGUCAGUAACAGAACAAGAACCACACAAAGGGUCACGUGCGGAACAAGAACCAUCUGGAGAGAUAAUUCCAGAAAAACAACAGGACAUAGAUUCAACUUUACAGUCAGGAAGAGGUAGUAUCUUUAGAGAAAGUAGAAAAUCUAGGGAGUCUGCUUCCUUUGAACAUACUGAAAUCCUCCCACAGGAAAAGAGGACUCAGGAGCAAAUAUAUGAAGAGGAACUAUUUGUGAGUCCUGAACUGCAAGAGGAGGUUCCAAUAUCAAGAAGAAAAUAUCAUCUUUCAGAAACUACAAAAAAGGAAGUUCAGAAAGAUCCAUCUUGUGAAAAGUCCCAAAAAAUAGAAGGAAAGUCAUGGUCAGGUGAACUUUUGACAUGUAACUGGAAUAUGGAUUAUAUCAAAUGUGAAGAAGAAGAACAAGCAAACUUACUCUACAGUAGCUCCAGGUUCACAGACCUACAUGCAGCUAUCAGAAAUAUUCAGUCUUACAAGGAAGUAAAAGGUGGGAGUGCUUUCAAUGGAGUUUCCUUCAAUCUGCUCCAGUUUGUGCAACUUCUGGAGACAUUUGUUGGUGAAGAUGCCCCCCUGAGUGUCAGUGAGACCCUCACAUCCUUUUUUAAGAGGGGCUAUGUUGAAACAAAAGAGGAGAAAAUAAGUGGCUUAGAACAGAUUAGACAUAAUGCUUCCAGAGUCCGACGGGAACUUCUCCUAGAAGCCCUGUUUCAGAAGUGGGACAGUGAUGGCUCAGGCUUCCUGGAUCUGAAUGAAGUUGAUGAACUCUUGUACACAUACAAGGAGGGAAUGGAAAAAGAAUCUAUAAAGAAAGCUAAACUACACAUCCAAUUUCCAAAGCCACACCCUGGUCAAGAAGUGAGGAUGUCUUCAAAAAAUUUUCAGAAAUACAUACAGUUGGUUGUAUCUGAACUCAGGGGCAAUGAAGAUCAUGUUCUGGAAACUGUUGUGGAGUUUCUGAUGAAUACUUUAGAAAGGAGCCCUACUGAGAACCUGAGGAAUUGUGCCAGGCGGAAGUGGCUAUACCGAAUCCAACAUGCUGCAGAGACAAGUGGGGUAUCUUUGGAGCCAGUGUACACCGAGACCUUUAAGGCCCUCACCCAGGAUGCUGAAUCCCAUGGAAAUAAGAAGAUCAGUGCUCACAUUUCCCUCUUAGAAGAAAACAGACUACUGCCUGAUAGAGGGAAUGUUCUAUUGAGGAACGUAGCUUCUACUUUAGAUGAUGCUCCAUUUGUACUGAACAGGGUACUCUACAGGGACAUGAAGGGAAUCAGCUUUACAGUAGUGGAUGAAGGGAAGCCAAUACAUGUCCCCCAGGUUCAGCACCAUGGGAACGUCUUCUUCUGGAACAAUUCCAUCAAGAAGAGUGAUCAAAAUGGUUCAUUCCUGGCUCUGCCUCUUCAGGAUGCAUAUAUGAGGGUCUUUGGGGUCAUGGCUGUUGACACCCUAAGAGAUCCCCAGAAAAUAAACAUCUUUGUGCCUCAUGAGAUCAGAUUCUAUCAGGGUGUUGCCAAUGUCUUUAGCACUGCCUAUCACUACGUCCACAGCAGGGAGCACAUCCUGCAUGUUGUGAUCACUGGCAUUGCCUGGCUCUGUGACAUCACAUCUGACAUCACCACCAUCACUACAUACUUCAUUGAGCCUGGCCCAAAGCAGGAUUCAGACUAUGUUUUACGCAAUAUGAUGGUUACAAGGCACCUGGGUCUAACAAAAAUCCACAGGAAUCCCCCUAUCAUCUUCAGGAAGACAUGCAUCUUCAGAGACUUCCUCUUUAAGUGUACAGACACUUCAGAAGUCAUUUUGGCCUCUGUCUGUGGAGAGAACCACAUAGUAAUUCCACUCCGUGAGAGAACGGGAAAGGCCUUAGGAGUUCUUGAUUUUAACAUUGGCAGAAAUAAGAUGCUACUGUAUCGAGAAUUUAAAGAUCUGCAGAAAAUGAUAAAGGUGGUCCAAGCUGCCUGCUACGAAAUAUUGGGAGAAAUAUCUGGAGAAAUAAAGAAAAACUGUAUCCUAGAGAUUGAAAAUGUAGGUGAAGUCCAGCGGGCAGGAAUUCUCUUUUUCCGAAUCAUGCUGCAAGAGCUGCAGGAAAGCCUCCAACUGCUUACCUCCUUAGACUUUGUAUCACUGUUACUCUAUGACUAUCAUCCUUCGGUAGAGCCCACAUACCUGCCAGACACCAAGUCCCAGGAGGUGGAGGCCAACACAAAACUAGUACAUGACAUCCUGUUAGCGGUUAUCUUGUUCAUUCAUCCAGAGCUGGAAUUAUCAAGUGACUUCGGAAAUUGGGACAAGUGUAAAAUGUAUGUUAAUGGACACUUUGUCGCGAACAUUUGUGCCUUUGAUCCAACUGCUAGGCAUGUGGAAGUUAAUUUAGAGCUCAUUGGUGAAUAUAUCAGAGAUCAUUCUCGAAUUGAAGUAUGGAAGUUUGGUAAUAGUGUCAUCGAACACCUAUACCACUGGGCACACAUCUGUUUAACUCUCAUGGAGCUAAGCAAAAAAACAAGUAGUGCUAUUGCACCCCCAUUGCCCUCCAAAACUGACUCCUAUGUGUGUGCAAAAAUGCCAAAGGGAAGCUUGCCAGGGAAAUGCUAAUGAAUUGGUACUGUAUUCAGGCUAUUUUUGUCAUGUUCAGUUUUGCUUGUUAACUAUAAAAUAUCUUCAAUUGGAACGGAGUGUCGCAUAGACAUAUUUUGCUCCUAGACAUUGACCUCAGCAUUUUCCAAAACGAAAAUGCUACCUAAGGAGAAAUUUGAUCUAAAAAAUAUCCAGUUAAGGUAGCCAUAACCAAAUGCAUGUUAUAGGAUAUAUUGAAAAGUUUCCUUUUAGUUUCAGCUUUGUAUCUGCAGUGGGACUAUUGUGGUUAAUUGGGUAGAAUUAUUUCAACUCCUUAAAGGUGCAAAGUAAAGACUGAGGAUUUAUGGAAAAAUGGCUAUUUUUACAUUAAAGGAGUACCAAAUAAUAAAGAUUUUAAGACAUGAA
This is a messenger RNA of Herpailurus yagouaroundi (jaguarundi), 5183 nucleotides long. RefSeq names its product EF-hand calcium binding domain 5 (gene EFCAB5). The coding region runs from base 438 to 4796 and encodes 1452 amino acids. Gene Ontology annotation, molecular function: calcium ion binding. The record is from RefSeq and is a predicted model, not a curated record. Lineage: Eukaryota; Metazoa; Chordata; Mammalia; Carnivora; Felidae. The transcript has 26 exons.